Molecule: messenger RNA, 1275 nt
Organism: Cicer arietinum (chickpea)
Lineage: Eukaryota; Viridiplantae; Streptophyta; Magnoliopsida; Fabales; Fabaceae
Product: chromophore lyase CRL, chloroplastic
Biological process (GO): protein-phycocyanobilin linkage
Molecular function (GO): lyase activity
Source: RefSeq, a predicted model, not a curated record
CAAAACUCUAAUUACAGCACAACAGGUUGAACUUGUAUAAGGAUAAAAAAAACAGGUUUAAGCUGUAAUGAUUUGGAGGAGCAAAAAGGUAGAAGAAAAUUGAAACCGCUGGGUUCUGUCAUCUCUGCCUCUGGAUGAAUUGAAGAGUGAGCGAGUCCACAGAGAGACCAAUUGGAGUCACAGUGAUUCACACCCAAUAAUCUUCUACAAUUCUUAUGCCUUUUUUUUUUUGCUGCUUCCACUAAUCAAUUCCAUUUCCAUCCAUGAUUCAUUGUUAUUACUACUAUUCAAAUUAAAAUAAAAGCAUUGAAUAGAAUUAUGGGUACGGAUUCCAAUGGAUGGAACCGUGCUCGAGGGUUAGCAGUAAAAGCUCUACUACUCAUCGGUGGUGCUCUUCUCGUCAAACGUCUCCGUAAGUCCACCACUCGCUGGGACCAUGCUCGUUUAGUUGCUCAGUCCCUCGCCGGCGAAAAGUAUUCCAAAGACCAAGCUUCUAGAGACCCUGAUAAUUAUUUCAAUAUUAGAAUGCUUACAUGUCCUGCAGCAGAGUUAGUAGAUGGUUCAAAGGUUCUAUAUUUUGAGCAGGCUUUUUGGAGGAGUCCACAGAAACCCUUUCGGCAGAGGUUGUUAAUGGCGAAACCUUGUCCAAAAGAGUUGAAAUGUGAUGUUGAGUUAAGUACAUAUGCCAUUAGAGACAUGGAGGAAUACAAAAAUUUCUGUGAUCGGCCAAAGGAUCAGCGCCCACAACCAGAAGAAGUUAUUGGGGAUAUUGCAGAACAUUUGACAACAAUAAAUCUUAAGCGUUGUCCACGCGGAAAACGUUGCUUAUAUGAAGGCUCCACCCCACCUGGCGGGUUUCCUAAUUCAUGGAAUGGAGCAACCUACUGUACUUCAGAACUUGCAAUUAUGAAGAACAAUGAGAUACACACAUGGGAUCGGGGUUACGAUGAAGACGGAAAUCAAGUUUGGGGACAAAAAGAAGGUCCUUACGAGUUCAAGCCUGCACCAACCUCCUGUUUUAAUGAUAUGUUGUCGCCCUUGAAUUUUCCCCCUCCACCAUCCAUGGAGAGAAGAAUAGAGGGUUCAUUUAUUUUGCAAGAAUGAAAGUGUUUCAUAUAACCAUAAUGUGUAAUUUCCGCCACUUGCUAUCUGUCAAUAUUAAUAGUGUUUAUCUUUCUCAUAAGUUAGUCAUUACUAUCUUUUCAAUAUUUUGACUGCAUUUUAUACAUGUUAAAAACCAUAGCCAAUAAAAGAGCUGGCUUAAUUUUUUUCGGA